AUGUUCAAAAAGUCUCUGAUAUUUUUGCUAAUAUCCAUAUUUAGCAUAGCCCUAGUUGUAUACAAGAGAGUAAAACAUGAAAGAUUGAAUGGGGAGUACUAUAAAGGGGGGGGAAAUACCGGUGGUGCAGGAGGCAGGCCUGCAUGGGGAGGCAGGGAUGUGUGUAGCUUGAGUGGAGAAGUUUGCACCGUGGAUUAUAGCGGUAGUGGUAUCGAACAGGAUGAAUACAAAAUUGUACAUUACAAAGGCACACGAAUUAACAGAAUGAAGAAAGGACUCAAGCGAAUGUUCCAACCCUUAUACAGAGAAAUGAAAAUUGAAAAGAAUACCAAGCAUAUCAUUUCUUUAUUUUUAGAGUUUUUUGAAAAUUCUAAAGUUUUCCUAACUGUCUUCUUGCGCUCCAGUUAUCAGAUGCUUUACGCCUACGGAAUACUGUUAAUAUCUUUGCUGAAAAUUUUAUUUUUAUGGUACAUAAUUUUAGAGCCAUAUAUACACUGGAUCCUUCGGAAGCUAAAAAUAAUGUAUAUGAAUUUGGACAACAAAACGAAGAAGUACGUUAUAACCAUGCUGUGCACGUUUUUAACUUUUCUAUAUCUGACUUAUUCUGGAGUUAUAAAAUAUAUUUUAAAUAAAAUUUCCAAGUCUUACAUAUAUUUGCUGAAGAAAGUGUUUAGAAUUAAUAAAUUUCUUUUCAAUAUAUUACCGUAUUUGUUGAGCUCCUUGUUGUACGUCACUUUGGUGAAAACCCUACCGAUGUCGUUCAUUUCGUUUUUUAUUUAUUCAAUUUUUUUCCCCCUGCCCUCCGUCUACUCUGUGGUUAUCAUUUUGAAAUAUGUGUACCCGUCAAAAAUUAGCGAGUUUCUUAUGGAUAACGUUACACAGAAAUUGAAUUCUUCCAAAUAUAUUAAUAAUAUCCUAAGUCAGUAUUCCAGCCUGAGGGACAGCGAGCUGGCGGAAGAAGACCAUGUUGAAAAGGCGGACGAAGGUGAAAAAGCAGGUGAAGAGGAAAAGUCUGACGAACGUGAAAAAACGCAAGAAGUUAAACAAGUAGAGGAACGUGAAAAAACAGGUGAAGCAGGAAAAGAGAAUGAAGUUGAAAAAACGGAAAAAGUAGAAAACGCAGGUGAAGACGAAAAUGUGCAUGAUGUUAAAAAAGAAAAUGAUCACACAACAACCGAACUGAAAACGGGCGAGCUGCAGGCUGACAACGCCAGCGCCCCAAAAAAGAAAAGGUUCUCCCUCAUCAGCCUGGAAAGUUUUGGCUUUAGCUACAGAAGGAAGGACCGAAGCGGAAAAUCAGUCGCAAACGAAAACCCGAACAACGGGUCCAUAGGAGACAGCCCCACGAGCAAUCGCAGGCAAAGCAGCAUUGGCGAAUCAGUAGGGGAUUCCAAAUAUGGGGAAGAUAACAGACACUCGCACUACGAUGUGCCCAUUUUACUAGAAUAUUGGCUCUUUAUAAACAUUUUAAAAUUUUUAAACUUUUUUUUCUUUUUCCGCAAUUAUAACAAAACUUCCUUCAUGUUUGAGUAUUUUACCCUGUUCCUAAUAUGCCUGAACGUUAGCGAAAAGUUGCACGAAUUUAUCUUCCUAAAAGAUUACAAAUCGUCCAUCGUCGUUCGCAUUUUGAAGAGUGUGUUAGUCAGCACAGUUGAUUUUGUCUUAUACACCUUAUUCAACGUCAGACUAGGAAGCGCAGAAAAGAAAGGGAAGAAAAACGAAGAGCAAGAUACGCAAUAUAACGAGAAAAGCAAUAUACUAAUUAAUUUGUCAAGGAUAAUAAAGGAUAAGUUGAAGUUAAACGAAACAGUUAAAUUCAGCCUUACCUGUCUCAAGUCAGUCAUUAUGGAGAAUGUGGUUGACACUGUUCAGCUGCCAUUUUAUGUAAAAAUUUUUAUUAACCUCUUAAUAUACAUGCCACAGCUUGCCCUUUUAAUUUUCCCAUCCUUUAUCCUUAAAAUAUAUUUUGCUUAUUUCUUUUUUAUUUUCCCAAUAUUUGGAUCUCUCAAAUGUUUAGAGGAUAAGCAUGCAAUACAUAACAAAAUUUACUUCAUAUGUUAUUUUUUCUUUUACAAUAUUGCCUCGGCCAUUGUAAACCAUGCCUUUUUCCGGUUUUUGCCUUUUUACAAUUUAUACAAAAUUUUAAUUACGAUAUUUGUUCAAACUGUUCUUAAAUACAUUCUUAAUGUCCUUAAGGUGCAGAACUGA
Messenger RNA from Plasmodium fragile, 2208 nucleotides. RefSeq lists its product as uncharacterized. Bases 1 to 2208 code for a protein of 735 amino acids. The transcript has a single exon. Lineage: Eukaryota; Apicomplexa; Aconoidasida; Haemosporida; Plasmodiidae. The record is from RefSeq and is a predicted model, not a curated record.